AUGCCAACGCCACGCGUAAAGCAAGUCGAAAACCUCUAUGAUAAGCCUCAGGAUUUUCGUGAGCUUUCUUGCGUGUAUCCACCCCUGCAACCUUUCUUAUUCGAAGGACAUUCAUUUCAACCUUCCAUCAACUUCAAAGACCCUCAGGCGCAGAGGCGGCUGACUGAAGCCUUGCUAUUUCGUGAUUUUGGGCUUUCGUUGGAGCUACCUGAAGGACGUCUCUGCCCAGCCGUUCCAAACCGAUUCGAGUAUGUGCGGUGGAUACGAGAGAUUGUGCGAUGCAACUCUGAGUCAUCUAGUGGAGACAAAAGCACAUUAGGGCUAGACAUUGGGACAGGAGCGUCUGCAAUAUACCCGCUCUUAGCCUGUUCAUGGAUCACUCAUUGGAAAAUGAUAGGGACUGAGAUCGACGAUGUUUCAUUCCAAUAUGCUUUACAGAAUGUGACCCGAAAUCACCUCCAGACAUCCAUAUCGAUUAGGAAGUCGACUGCUGAGGAUCAGAUCCUCCACCCUCUAUGGGAUGAUAGCUUACCAAGGUCCCCCAGUUUCACGUUUACAAUGUGCAAUCCCCCAUUUUAUUGUUCUAAUGAGGACAUGGUUCGUUCGGGGGAAGCCAAGGAUCUUGAUCCCCACGCGGUUUGUACUGGCGCGGAGGCAGAAAUGAUAACUCCGGGAGGAGACGCAGCAUUCGUGCUGACGAUGUUGGAAGAGAGUUUGUUAGUGAAACAACGUUGCAACUGGUUCACAUCUUUGCUGGGAAAGCUAUCGUCCGUUAAUGCUGUCGUGGAGCGACUCCGUGAAAAAAAGAUCGACAAUUACGCUAUCAGAGAGAUUGUACAAGGGCAAACUCGAAGAUGGGCCGUGGCGUGGUCAUUCAUGGGCGUAAGACUUUCUGAUUCGAUCGCCCACGCUUCGUCCCCUUCCCUCAAGGCUCUGCUUCCUCUGCCCACCACUCUCAAACAACCCCUCAAGAACGUUUACUCCGCUGCGAAUCUUGCCGAUGCUCUUCAUACUGUGCUCGGCGCUAUUGACACAGUAACUUAUACAAUGGAAUGUGAGGGCUCGAAACGUGGAACAUCUGCAGGACCGCUCAAUGCUGAUAGCGAACACACCUACGCCAUGCAUGUAAGCUAUGGCGUUAACACUUGGUCAAGAGCAGCAAGACGUCGAAAAAAGCAUGCAACAAGGACGGGCGAAGUCUCAACACCGGCACAAACGCCCGUGUCGAAGAUGACUAUAUAUUGGUCUUCACCUUUACCGACUGACAAAGCGGCUGUCACAGCACAAUGGAAUCAUGGACUUCAUCGGACGGACUUUGAAGGUCUAUGGAGUCACAUCUGCAAGAAAUUGGAAGAUAGGUUUGGGCCAUGA
Cantharellus anzutake is the source of this 1371-nucleotide messenger RNA. RefSeq lists its product as uncharacterized. Gene Ontology annotation, biological process: rRNA base methylation. Gene Ontology annotation, cellular component: nucleus. Bases 1 to 1371 code for a protein of 456 amino acids. Gene Ontology annotation, molecular function: 23S rRNA (adenine(1618)-N(6))-methyltransferase activity. NCBI's taxonomy places the organism in Eukaryota, Fungi, Basidiomycota, Agaricomycetes, Cantharellales, Hydnaceae. The record is from RefSeq and is a predicted model, not a curated record. The transcript is spliced from 12 exons.